Arvicola amphibius (Eurasian water vole) is the source of this 4765-nucleotide messenger RNA. Its product is annotated as zinc finger protein 431-like. The coding region runs from base 100 to 1575 and encodes 491 amino acids. The transcript has 4 exons. NCBI's taxonomy places the organism in Eukaryota, Metazoa, Chordata, Mammalia, Rodentia, Cricetidae. The record is from RefSeq and is a predicted model, not a curated record. Gene Ontology annotation, biological process: regulation of DNA-templated transcription.
GGCAUCUGUCUGUGUGGCCACGGUUUCCUGUGCUGUGGAGCAGUUGCUGCUGCUGGGCGAUGAUGAACUGAGAGCUUUGGCGACCUGGAGAAGGACAUCAUGAAGGCCGUGACCUAUGAUGAUGUGCAUAUCAACUUCACUCAGGAAGAGUGGGAUUUGCUGGAUCCUUCCCAGAAGAAUCUCUACAAAGAUGUGAUGCUGGAGACCUACAGGAACCUCACUACUAUAGGAUGCAUUUGGGAAGACCAUAAUACUGAAGAACAUUAUCCAUGUUCUAGAAGACAUGAAAGGAUUGAAAGAAUUCAAACUGGACAAAAACUUUCAGUAGAUAUUCAACGUGGUGGACCCUUGACACAUGUCAGUCACCUUAAAUGGAAAGAAAGAACACAUACUGGAGUGAAACUCUAUGCAUGUAAUCAGUGUAGUAAGGCCUUUGCAGCUCACAGUACUCUUCAAACCCAUAAAAGAACACAUACUAGAAAGGAAGCAUAUGAAUGUACUCAGUGUGGUAAGGCCUUUGCAUGGUACAGUGCUCUUCAGUACCAUGGAAGAACACAUACUGGUGAGAAACCCUAUGAAUGUAAUCAGUGUGGUAAGGCCUUUGCACGGUACAGUGGUCUUCAAUACCAUGGAAGAACACAUACUGGUGAGAAACCCUAUGAAUGUAAUCAGUGUGGUAAGGCCUAUGCACGGUACAGUGGUCUUCAAUACCAUGGAAGAACACAUACUGGUGAGAAACCCUAUGAAUGUAAUCAGUGUGGCAAGGCCUUUGCAACUCACAGUCAUCUUCAAACCCAUCAAAGAACACAUACAGGAGAGAAACCAUAUGAAUGUAAUCAGUGUGGUAAGGCCUUUGCAGCUAAGAGUAAUCUUCAAACCCAUCAAAGAACACAUAUUGGAGAGAAACCAUAUGAAUGUAAUCAGUGUGGUAAGGCCUUUGCAGCUAAGAGUCAUCUUCAAACCCAUCAAAGAACACAUAUUGGAGAGAAACCAUAUGAAUGUAAUCAAUGUGGUAAGGCCUUUGCAGUUAAAGGAGCUCUUCAAAAACAUCAAAGAACACAUACUGGAGAGAAACCCUAUGAAUGUAAUCAGUGUGGUAAGGCCUUUGCAAGGUACAACGCUCUUCAAUACCAUGGAAGAACACAUACUGGAGAGAAACCCUAUGAAUGUAAUCAGUGUGGCAAGGCCUUUGCAGUUAAGAGUAAUCUUCAAAACCAUAAAAGAACACAUACUGGAGAGAAACCUUAUGAAUGUACUCAGUGUGGUAAGGCCUUUGCAACAAACAGUCAUCUUAAAACCCAUAAGAGAACACAUACUGGACAUAAACCUUAUGAAUGUAAUCAGUGUGGUAAGGCCUUUGCAACAAACGGUCAUCUUCAAAGGCAUAAAAGAACACAUACUGGUGAGAAACCCUAUGAAUGUAAUCAGUGUGGUAAGGCCUUUGCACAGUGCAGUGCUCUUCAGUACCAUAAAAGAACACACACUGGAGAAAAACCCUAUGAAUGUAAUCAGUGUGGUAAGGCCUUUGCAGCUUACAGUCAUCUUAAAAGGCAUAAAAAUUCUCACCCUAGAUAGAAACUCUUUGAAUUCAUUCAGUGUGGGAAGGCCUUUGUAUGUAGCACAUAAUCAACUUCAAAGUCAUAAAAGUACACAUACUGGAGAGAAACCCUAUGAAUACAACCAGUGUGGUAGGCAUUUGCAGCUCACAGUGAUCUUAAAAGGCAUAAAAAUAUCUCACUGUAGACAGAAACUCUUUGAAUGUAAUCAGUGUGGUAAGGGCUUUGAACAACACAGUGAUCUUCCAAGGCAUAAAAGAACAUACAAAAGAGAAAAACCCCAUUGAUGUAUUCAGUGUGGUAAAGACUUUGCAGAUCACAGUAAUGUUCAGGGGCUUAAAAGAGUAAGAAUCAUUAUGAAUGUAAUCAGUAUGAUAAAGCCUUCUUAUGUCUUAUUCAUCAUUAAAUGCAUAAAAGUACAUAUACAGGAGAAAAACCAUGAUUGAAAUCUAUGUGGUAAAUCCUUUGGCACAAUAAACCAUACAGGAGAGAAAGUAUGAAUUUAAUGACUGUAGGCUUCAAAAACAUAAAAAUAUCAUAGUGCAGUGAAACUCUAUGAAUAAAUUCAGUUUGGUAAUGUUUUAUAAUUUAUAUAGGAACAAAACUUUUUAUGUGUAAUCAAUUUGUUAAAGCUCUUGAAAAUUAUAAUAGCCUUUGGGUACCUGAAGAAGAACCUGAGGGCAUAUUCUAAAUUAUUUUUCAAAAUCCUAUGCAAAUACAUUUACAGUCUGAUAACUAACAUCAUUCUUAUGAUACCUUUUAUAUGUGCACCAGCAAACUAAUGGACAAAACAUAAUUUUUAUAAUUCUUGAAUUUAUGAAGACCUAUGGGCAGGAGAAAGGGCCAGUCAAAAACUCACGCCCUGGUACUGAAAUGAGAUCCGAAGGAAAACACUUUGUGCCUGAAUCUAGAGCUGGAUAUAGAGACAACAUCACCCUGAAGACAGAGCCAAAAAGUUAAAAAAAAAAAAAAAAAAAGAGCCAGUGAAGGAAACACACUUUGGCUCUCAAAUCAGAACCAAAAAAACACACUCUACCCUUGUUAAACAGAGCACAAAACCAAUGAAUCUCCGCGCACUAAAUCCAGCCCAACUCUCAGGUUGUUCAAAAUCAGGGAUUGAAAUCUGACCAGUUCCCACCUUCAAAAUCUCCUUAGAAGAGAUCUGGUUUUAAGAAGCCCUAUAUGUGCCAUAUGCUCAUUCAGUUGGCAGCUGUCCCUUUCCACCGUAGCAGAGGCAGUCACUCUCUUCCCUCCCAAAUAAAGCUCUUGAUUGUGAUUUCUGUGAAGAACUUCUUUCACUGGAAUGGAUCAGAAACUCCCUAGUGGAAUUGAACUAAGAUGUAAUUGAUACUUCUACUUGGAAACUCAUUUAACCCAGAGGAGCACAGAAGCAAUGGAUACCUCUUUUGAGGCACUUCAUUAGGGGACUGGAGCAGAUCAGUAACAGACAUUUGUGCUGGGAAACUCUCUUAGAAGAAUGGAGCUGAUCCCAGCUGUGAUGGCUCUCUCUCAGAGAGGAACAUUAUUGCCUCAUCUAGUGGGGUGCCUUUCUCUUCACAACUGUAGGUGUUUCCUGAUGUCAGGCAGUAAGGGUACCUUUCCCUCCAGAACUGUAUCUCUUGUGCUUUGAAUUUGAAUGGUAAUGGAACCCUUUUAGAUUUUAUACUUCUCUUCAAUUGCAAGGCAUACAUAAUUUAGGUACAACUAUUUAUGGAUGUGUACUGUGGUGUUUUAGUUGUGAUAUAAUCUCUAUUUCAAUGUAUAAAUGCAUUUAAUUUGGCCCUUGGUCCUAAACGAUAAAAGGAUUACCAUGAAAGUUCCAUGGCAAAAAUUGUCAGACAUGGCACCUGAAGCAGGAGCCUGUGAACUCACAUCCUUAAUCUUCCUCAUGAUGCAUAGAGUGGGAACUGGAACUGGUGUAUGGAUGUAAAUUCUCAUAGCCUACUCUCAGUGACAUAUUUCCUUCAGCAUGUCCUAAAUCUUCCCAAAUGAUACCAUCAAUUUAGAAGGACGAAUUUCUCUUACUUCAAGCUUAAAUUUGCUUUCUCUUUACAUGAAUCAAUUCAUGAAGAAAAACUCUGUAAGUGAGCAGUCAGAUGCCUCGACUCCUCUUUUACAGUAAUGAAUGCUUACAGGAGAAAAAUGUUCAUAAGUGAAAACUUAUUUGAUUAAAAAGUUAUUUUAGGUGUAAUUAUGUGGUGUGUGUGUGUAUGUGUGUGUGUGUGUGUGUAUUUGAAUGUGAAUUCUGUAUCCUGAGAAAAUUAAGAAUUUUAAUCUUCUUCUAGCAGGAAUUAGAGCAAGCUGUUAAAAAUCUGACCUUAUUUUGGGAAUGAACAUUUCUUAGUCACGUAACCAUAACUCUAGUGUUUUAAAUGUUUUAAAUUCUAUUUAGAUCACUUUUAAGUCUAAAAUUGGAACAAAUACAUAAAGAAGAAAUUCCUGUUCACAACAAAAAAAUUGUUAAUGUCUUUAAACAUCACAGAUUUCUUUAGGUUCAAGAAAAAUUAUUUGCAUCAUAAUCUUGCAGGAAAUAAAUUAUGUAUUAUGUUUAGUCAAGAGUGAUGGAGGAGAUAAUUGCAUUUUGGUUUCUCUUUUGAAACAUUUGAGGUAGUUACUAGAGUGUGCUGUAUGUGUGGCAAACUCACUUAGUGAAGUUUAUUUUGUAGACCUUAUAUUCCUUCUAUGACAUUUGUUCCCCUUCUGUUGUGCCUGUACCUUGUGAUAGGUUUUUUCUUCUGUAAUGUAUAUAAUGGAGCCCCUAUCAUAUAACUUUCCCACUGGUUAUUGAAAUAUCAGGCCAUGUUUGAUCUCACUUUUCACAUAAGGGUAGUGGAUUGUGUUUCUAGUUUUGAUUUUCAUCUUUCCACAAAUUUCCUUGAAAUUUUGUUGUUUAAUAUACAUCUUACCUUGGAUGUCAGUAAUGAUUCAGGGAUACGUUUGAACUCAUGAUGCUCAUUUGUCUUACUCUUGAGUACAAAUCCAGGGUAAAUGAUGAACACCCAUUGUACUGUGUUUUUGAGAGAUUUUAACAAUGUUAAUGUUAAAAUGACUGAUAAAAAAUUAUAAGAAACUUUAAAUACCUCAUGUGUGUAUUCAAUGAAGUAUUUUCAUUUAUCUGAUAUGGAUGUAAUAAUUUAUGAAAAUCAGCAAACAUCUGUAUAUGUAAUACAAUAGCUUGAUGUUCCAUAGGAAUUGAGGUAAGGUUUCUG